GUCAAUGGGCAUCAAAGAGACGGGCAGAAAGAUAACGUCAUAGAUAACAGAAGGGGUGAUUUGCGGAGUUCAAGUAGUAGAGGAGCUGAUAUACCACAACAAGUUAAGUGGAGGGGCUGAAUUGCACCUUCUACCGACAAUAAUGGGAAAUGCAUUUUCUUCAUCAAAAGGUUUACGGGUUACAGGAACUUGUUUUCUGUCCUUGAAUGGGGAGGUCAAUGGAAGGUAUCUAUGCAGGAUUUCUAGGGUUUUCACUUUUUUUCUUCAUAACUACCAGAACCUCAACCUCCGUACCUGACACUAUCACUCCUGGACAGUCCGUUAAAGAUGGGGAAACUCUGGUGUCAGCUGGUGGAAGCUUUGAGCUGGGAUUUUUCAGUCCAGGCAAUUCGAAAAACCGGUAUCUAGGAAUAUGGUACAAGAAAGUGUCAACAAGAACUGUUGUUUGGGUAGCCAACAGGGAAACCCCGGUUUCUGAUACUUCAGGAGUUUUGAGUAUCAAUUUCCAGGGAAUUCUAUCUCUUCAGAACAGCACAGAAGGCCUUGUUUGGUCUUCUAAUGUAUCCAGGGCUGCACAAGAUCCAGUUGCUCAGCUUUUGGACUCAGGAAACCUUGUGGUGAAAGAUAGAAAUGAUGACAAUACUGAGAACUUUCUAUGGCAGGGUUUUGAUUAUCCUUGCAAUAACUUUUUACCCAAAAUGAAGAUUGGCAGGAAUUUGCUAACUGGGUUUGAUAUGUUUGUAUCAUCUUGGAGAAGUCCAGAGGAUCCUGCUCAGGGCCAGUACGAUUUAAGGAUGGAUAUUCGGGGGUUGCCACAGUUAGUUCAGACGAAGGGAGCUGAAGUUUUAUUCCGAGGGGGAUCCUGGAAUGGACUAUAUUUUACUGGGAAGCCUAUUACUAAGCCUAAUCCGUUGUAUUCCUAUGAAUUCUUCUUCAGUGACAAGGAGGUGUAUUACAAAUAUGAGAUGCGGAACAGUUCUAUUUUUUCAAGGUAUGAAAUGCAACCAUCUGGAGUUAUACAGAGGUAUGUUUGGAAUGAAAGGAAACUUGAUUGGGAGACUUUCUCCACUGCACAGGCGGAUCAGUGCUCGAAUUAUGCCUUCUGCGGAUUAUAUUCAAGCUGCAAUCCCCUUAGGCCUUCUCCAUGUGCAUGCUUGGGAGGGUUUGUGCCUGGAUCAGGUGCACCUAAAGAUGGGAACUCAAUAGAUUGGUCUGGUGGAUGUACUCGAAGGACUCCACUGCACUGUGACGGUGAUGCAGAUGGGUUUCUGAAGAAGACAGGAGUGAAAUUGCCUGACACUGCAAGUUCUUGGUUUAACAGGAGCAUGGGCCUCAAGGAAUGUGAAGAAAUGUGUUUGAGAAAUUGCUCGUGUACAGCCUAUGCUAGUUUGGAUAUCGGAGAUGGAAGUGGGUGCUUGCUCUGGCUUGGUGAUUUAGCUGACAUGGUAGAAUACAGUGAGGGUGGUCAAGAUCUCUAUAUCCGAAUAGCAACUUCUGAUCCAGAUUAUGUUCAAGGAAAAAGCAAGAGUAAGAAGAUGAGAGCGAGACUAGUAGCUAUGUCUGCCAUUAUAGCCACAGGAAUGCUGGUACUCAUAUUUGUGUUAUACAUACGGAAAAAGAAGCUUAGAAAACAAGACGGUAAGGAAGAUGUGGAGUUGCCCGUCUUUGAUUUUUCUAUCAUAGCUAAUGCCACGAACAACUUCUCAAGUGAUAACAAACUCGGAAGAGGAGGCUUUGGUUCUGUCUAUAAGGGUACAUUGACAGACGGGCAAGACAUAGCAGUGAAGAGACUAUCAAAGGAAUCUGGGCAAGGACUAGAGGAGUUCAAGAAUGAAGUUACAUUGAUUGCAAAACUCCAGCACCGGAAUCUAGUAAAGCUCUUCGGUUACUGCAAUGAGGGAGAUGAAAGAAUGUUAAUCUAUGAGUACAUGCCAAACAAAAGUUUGGAUCAUUUCAUUUUUGAUCAAACAAGGAGCAAAUUGCUUGAUUGGCCUAGGAGGAUGAACAUUAUUGAUGGAAUUGCUCGAGGACUUCUUUACCUACAUCAAGACUCACGACUGAGAAUUAUCCAUAGAGAUCUCAAAGCAAGCAAUAUUCUACUAGAUAACAAUAUGAACCCAAAAAUUUCGGACUUUGGUUUGGCUAGGAUGUUUGAUGGGAAUCAGACAGAGGCAAAGACUAGAAGAGUAGUUGGAACAUAUGGUUACAUGUCACCUGAGUAUGCUUUGGAUGGACAUUUCUCCAUAAAAUCUGACAUCUUUAGCUUUGGAGUUUUGGUCUUGGAGAUAAUAAGUGGGAAUAGAAACAGGGGAUUUUCCCACCCAGAUCAUGACCAUAAUCUUCUUGGACAUACAUGGAGAUUGUGGAUGGAAGAGAGGACCUUGGAGCUGAUUGACAAUUCAUUAGUUGACAAACACUUUAUAUCUGAAGUGUUGCGAUGCAUUCAUGUGGCUUUGUUAUGCGUGCAACAAAGACCGGAAGAUAGGCCAAACAUGUCAUCUAUGCUGCUUAUGCUGGGCGGUGAAAAUUCCUUGCCUCAACCAAAGCAGCCUGGCUUUUUCAUUGAAAGAAAUUUGCACCAUGAAUCAUUAGAAACAAAUGAAGUCACCAUUACGUUGUUAGAGGCACGAUAGGAAAUGCAGAAACGCUUCUCUUCAUCUUAACAUAGAGCUGUUUAAGUAGGACCAUACUAGACCUACUCUUACAAGGAACUUCCUUGAAUGAUGGAAGAAGUACUGUUAAUGUCAAGUCAACACAUGGUUGGCAUCCAAGAAAAUGAUAUUCCAUUCAGUGAGGAACUAGUUAUGUUUAUCACAAUUAAGUAUCCUGGCUACAUUUGCACUCUGACCCGAUUAAGACCAUCAUAGUUGUUGAAGGUUCUCUUUGAUUUUUUGUUCUCCUACACUACAUUGUAUUAGACCAUGACAUCAUUUAUGGUGCCAAGAAAUCCAUAAUUUAGAA
Rubroshorea leprosula is the source of this 2961-nucleotide messenger RNA. NCBI's taxonomy places the organism in Eukaryota, Viridiplantae, Streptophyta, Magnoliopsida, Malvales, Dipterocarpaceae. The record is from the annotation of a GenBank genome assembly.